AUGACUACUUCGAACGAUGAUUAUUUUGAAGCCACAUAUGCCAUUCCAAUGCAUUGUGAGAAUUGUACAAAUGAUAUCAAGAAAAGUUUGCUAGAGUCUCUUCCACAAGUAGACCAUGAUAAGAUUAAAGAUAUUAAAUUCGAUAUCAAGGAACAAUUGAUGGCGUUAAAUAGUGCCAUAGCCCCAUCAGUCGUCAUUAAGAGUUUAAGAUCUCGUGGCUAUGAUACAAUUAUUAGAGGAGCCGGUAACAAACCUAACAUGGCCGCCGUUACCAUCUUAGAGACUUUCAAUAAGGCAAAGAAUGAGCUUCUCAGUUCUCCCAUCGGAGGCUUGGUGAGAAUUGUGCAAGUCCGUGACGAUAAGACUUUGUUUGAUGUCAAUAUCAAUGGGGUUCCUAAAGCGGGGAAAUAUUUAGCUGCCAUUCACGAGUGUGGUGAUAUCUCUGGCGGCAUUGAAAGUUGUGGUAAAGUUUUCCAUAAAUUCGAUGAACCCAUUGAAUGUAACGAUCAAAGCGACUUAAAUGAGAAAUUGUUCAGUGGUCAAGCAUUCUUGAGCAGUUCUUUGCAAGUUUGGGAGUUGAUUGGACGUAGUAUUGUGAUCUCUCGAGUUGCGGACGAGAUCAGCGAUGAGAGAUACGACAUCUGCGGUAUUGUCGCCAGAAGUGCAGGUGUGUGGGAGAACAACAAGAAGGUGUGUGCGUGCAGCGGUAAGACGAUCUGGGAGGAGAGGAAGGAUGCCCUAGCCAUCAACAUCAGAUAA
Messenger RNA from Naumovozyma castellii, 759 nucleotides. It is a transcript of the gene CCS1, whose product is annotated as copper chaperone CCS1. The record is from RefSeq and is a predicted model, not a curated record. The transcript has a single exon. The coding region runs from base 1 to 759 and encodes 252 amino acids. NCBI's taxonomy places the organism in Eukaryota, Fungi, Ascomycota, Saccharomycetes, Saccharomycetales, Saccharomycetaceae.